AUGGAUUUAAAUAUGCUUGGAGGAAAAUCUCACGAUUCUGAUGAAAACAGAGAGGGUAAAAAAAAAAUUGAUGACGUAAAUGGUGAUUAUGGCAGUAAAACAGGUGGUAGUAAUGGCAAAGGUCACGGUCGUAGAAGAGACAGUAGUAUCAAUGGAGAAGGCAGUAAAAUAAAUAACAAAGAUAAGCAGUAUCCUAGAUCGAAAACAGAACAUAGUAAUAGCGGCGGGAGAAAUUUAAUCGCAUCGAUGGUACCAAAUAAAUUAAAUCCAACAAGGCAAAAAUUAUUGAAGGCAAUCAAAUUAAAGAAUCACAAAGAAUCUUUAGAACAUUGUACAAAAUUAAUUCAAAAUAAACCCAACUCAUGUACAUACAGAUGUGAACGGGCAGAGAUUUUUCUAAAUCUUGGUGAGAAAUCACAAGCACUUGAAGAUUUGGACCAUGUUCUUAAACUCAAACCAGAUAAAUCACAUGCUCUAUUUCUACGUGGAAUAUUAUUGUACAGAGAUUUUGAUAAGAAAAACCAAGCAAUCGAUGAAUUACGUAAAGCAUUGAAAAUAGAACCAAAUAAUACAUUGGCAUUUGAAUCACAUAAAAUUUGUGCCGAGUAUUUUACACAAGAGAAAAAUAACUCCGAAAUGAUUUACCAUGUGAAUGCAGGACUGCUAAUUAAAUCACAAGAUCCUUGGUUAUUAAAUAAACAAGCUUUGAUACAUUAUCAAAGAAAUGAGUUCUCGUUAGCAAUUGGUAGUUUAAAUAUAGUUUUGUUGGCAGAACCCGACAAUAUUGACGCUUUACAUCUUAGAGGGGAUACUUAUAAAAAAUUAUCAAAUUAUCAAAAAUCAUUAAAAGAUAUCACUAAAGCUUUGGAUCUGUCUCCAACAAAUCCUUUGCUUAUACUAAAAAGAGCAAAAUUAUUUAAAUUAUUAGAAAAAUAUGAGGAAUCAUUGAAUGAUUUAGAACAAUUAAUUGGACUAUCGCUAGAUCCUAAAUCUGCCAUUACUGCAUCUCUAUUCAGUAAUCGAGGUCAAGCAUAUCAAGGUUUAUCUAGAUAUAAAGAGGCACUUAAUGAUUACACUAAAGCAUUAAAUUUGAAACCUAAAGCAUCUACUUAUAGAAGACGUGCACAAAUUUAUCAAAUUUUACGGCAAUACCAAGAUGCAGUAGGAGAUGCUAAAUUAGCAUUAAAGAUUGGUAAGGGGAAUGAUGCUAAAGCUGCCACAUUACUUAAUCAACUCUAUGCACAAUUGAAUCGGUAUGAUGAUGCAUUAAAUUUGUUGGAUGAAUCAUUAAAACUAUUUCCAAAUGAUGCAAAAAGACUAUCUGAAAGAGGAACUGUCUAUAAAGCUCUGAAAAGAUAUGAUGAGGCAUUGAGUGAUUUGAAUAAAGCAUUAUCAAUCGAUGCAAAAAACGUUCUUGCAUAUCUUUCCAGAGCAAAAGUCUAUAGGGAACGAAAGGACUAUGUUAAUUCAUUGUCAGAUAUGAAUUCUGCUAUUGGAAUAGAACCACAAAAUGCUAAACUUUUAAGAAAUCGUGGAAAAAUAUAUACAUUAAGUGGAAAAUAUAAUCUAGCUCCGAAUGAUCCAAUUGCCUUACAUGAUAGAAGUGAAUCAUUAUAUAAACUGAAUAAAUUCAAUGAAGCUUUAAAUGACAUCAAUAAAUCCUUGGAAUUAGAAGAGAAUAAUACUAAUUCAUACGAAUUGAGAGCUUUAAUAUAUGAAGAACUUGGUGACCAUAAGGGUGCUGUAUCAGAUUUAAGUAAAUUGUUGGAAAAAACCCCUAAAAAUAAAGAAAUAUUGCUUCAUAGAGCAAAAAUUUACGAGUCACAAGAUCAGUAUUACGAUGCAUUGAAUGAUUGGUGCCAAUUGGUGAAAUCAGAACCCAAAAACUUGAAAUAUUUGGAGAAUCGAGCUAGAUUGUUAUUGGAAUUGUGUAGAUAUGAAGAUGCAAUUAAAGAUUAUGAUGAAUUGCUGAAACUUUCACCAAAAAAUACAAUAUUUAUGUCUGCAAAAUUCGAAGUUUAUCAAUAUUUUAAUAAGACAGAUGAGGCAAUUGAAGAAUUAACAAAGUUAAUUGCGGAAAAAGAAAAACAAAUUGAUAAGAUGAAUCUAGGUGAUAAGAAUAAAAUGGCGGGCCCAAUUGAAGUAAUAAAUCUAACCGGACAAGUUGUUUUAAAUGACAUAAUACCAUUAUAUGUUGCAAGAGGGACUCUUUAUCAUUCCAAAGGAAACCAAAAAGAGGCAGCAUUGAAAGAUUUCAACAAUGCAUUAGGAAUCAAUUCCAAUACAAUGGAACCAAUUAAUUAUACCAAAGAACAGCUUAGGGCAUUGUGUUAUCGUGGAUGUAUCAAUCGGUCGUUGGUAGAUUUUCAUAAAGUGUUGGAAAAUGAACCUAAUAAUAUUUUAGCAUUAUGUGAACGAAGUGCUAUUUAUAGAGAUCUAGAUUAUCAUACUAUAGCUUGGCAAAAUAUAAAGAAAGUUUUAGAUGAACCUAUGUUUGAUGACAAUAAUGCUCAUUCUAUUUUAGUAAAUUAA
This is a messenger RNA of Entrophospora sp. SA101, 2532 nucleotides long. The record is from the annotation of a GenBank genome assembly. Lineage: Eukaryota; Fungi; Glomeromycota; Glomeromycetes; Entrophosporales; Entrophosporaceae.